AUGGAAAAAAUUGAUGAGGCCAAAAAGCAAUUAGAUUAUGUUAAUUCGUCAUUAAAUACAAUAGAUCACAAUUUUACACGUGAUGCGCUGUCCUUUAAACUCUGGCAUGGAUAUAUGAAAAUUUAUCAAGUAGAAAAGAGCUAUAACUUGGCCUAUGAGCACUAUGAAAAGGCUAUACUUUUAAUUCACACUACAUAUGAAAAAAAUAUCUACUAUAAACUGCAACUUGUUGAGUUUAAUCUUGAUGCUUUUGAUACUUUAGUUAAUUAUAAUGAACAGAAAGAAGGUAGGCAAAAAUUGCUCGAAGUUAUCAACGUAGUCACUAAGCAGUUCGGUGAGCGCCACAACAAUGUUGCAAAAGCCUAUUCUAAAUUAGGCAUUUUUUAUUUGAAUCAAGAAGAAUACAAAUCAGCUGAAUUAAAUUUAUUAAAAGCGUAUGACAUAUAUGAACAAUUACCUAAAAUUUAUAUUGAUUAUUUAAUCACAUUGAAGAAUUUGAUAAAAGUUUGCCAACAUUUCAAUAGUGGACGCAAAUUAGUAUUCGUAGAGAAGUUUUAUCAACAUGCGGAAAAAAUUCAACCAAGACUAUUUCCAGAUGCACUUACGUAUUUUUUAGAUUCAAUAGAGAACUUAGUCGCUAUUCGACCAAUUUUAUUAUCACAGAUCGAUGAUAUAUUGGCCAAGGUAGCUAAUCUUAAUUUGUCAUAUCCAGUAAAAGAGAUUGAAAAUUUAGAUUAUAAAACUUUAAAAGAAAUGUUGAAAAUUAGAGAAAUCGAACAAAGGUGUUGCUAUGUACAGAUUAUGGCAUAUUAUAGAGAAAUUCAAUUUACUGAGACUCUAAGUAAACUUGUAUCAAACUACGGUUUUAAAACUGUUAAGCUAUCUAGACUAUUAAAAAGAGGGGAUACUAAUAGACCUAAUUUGAUUGCAAUGAUAAAUGAUUAUUCCGAAUUAAUAAAUGAUGGAAAACUCUUAUUAAAUGAAAUACAUACACAAGUAGUGCCUAAAGACGAGCUGGAAAUUGCUUUGCUGCUCAAUAUUGAUAAAGUAGAAUCUACAUUUGAUAAAGAACAAUAUUUGAGAGAUGCUCUCUUAAAACUUUCCAUUAAUGAUGUUUCUGAAGAGGAAUUUAAACAGCUGCUAGACAUAUCAGGACAAUUUACUAAUAUAAUUGACAUGGCAAUCGCUUAUAUUAAAAUUACAAAAUCGAAAAUUAAGGAAUAUUGUUCAUUUGUAUCAUCAUGUAAAGGCACUUUUCGUAUCUCACAUCCAUCACUCAAAAACGAUGCUUGUCUUAAUUCUUUUAUUAUAUAUUGUACCAAUAGAGCAACAAUUUCGACGUGUCUUUUAAACAAUAUUGCAAAUACUGAAGACUUAGGAAGAGAAUUAUUUUAUUUCAUACAUCUUGUUGGGAAUAAAACAUCUACUACUUUUUUUUUAUUUAUUUUAAUUAAGCACGGUUUGUCGGAGGAACAUUCAAAUCAGAUACUCAAUGCCCUAUUAAAUUUAAAAAUUUUAAAAAGCGAGAAUGAAUCAAUUUUUAUAAGUAGCUUUAUCAGAGCCUCAUUAGCUUAUCAAUUUAAAGGUGUUGAAUUUUCUGAUAUUAAAACUGUAAGAGCAUUUAUAGAAGCAUGUUCCCAAUACCUAAAAGAUCGUAACAUACAUGAUUCUGAGUCAACAUUAGUCAUAGAUAUAUAUCGACAUACUUUACAUAAAUUUCAUGAUUUUAUUGAUGUUUUUAAUCAAUCACAUGAGGAUAUAUUUUUUUUCAUGCAUCAUUUAUAUUCAUUAAGCAAUAUAUAUAAUGAUCUAAAAAGAUCUGAUCAAAAAAUUCUUUUGGAGCUAUUGCUUAGCUUGUAUAAUAGGUUUAACUUUGACAAAAAUACCGCAACAUAUGCAGAAAUACUCACUUUACUUGCAUUUUCUGAACGAAAUUCUUCCAAUUACCAUCGACAUUUAGUACUUAUUCAAGAAGCACAUGCCAUCAAAUCCAGGUUAUAUAAAAAUGAUGAUCCAUUAUUCGCAUCAAGUUUGCUUAAUCUUGCAAGAGCUUUUGGUGACAUUAAAAAUAAUGAAAAGCAAAUAGAACUUAGCAAAGAGGGUUUAAAUAUUUUAGAAAAGGAUUAUAAUUCAAACUAUAAUACCCUGGACGCUGACACUCGAGCUAAGAAAGAAGUUGAAAUAAUUAAUGCAUUUAUAAAUUUGUCAGCUGGUUAUUCGCGGGUGAAUAUCACUCACCGCAUAGAGUUACUAGAACGAUGUUUAAAUUUCUAUGAUAGUCAUCAUCUCAAUAGACCAGAUGUUAAAGAAAGAAUACUUUCUUCUCUUGUUAACGCUUACAAUUGUAAAAAUAUGCCAUUAAAAGCAUUGGAAAUAUAUGAACAAUUAGAAAUAUUACAUAAACAGCUAUAUCAAGAAGGAACCCAAGAAUACGCAAGGAAUGUUGGGUAUAAUUUUUUAAAUCAAGGAAUUGCAAUUUCAAAGAGUUCAAUGACUUUUACAACAGACCUUGAUAUUGCUGAUAAAAUGUCAGAAGAAAAGAUCAGUAGGGCUCGCGAAAUUGUCAUAAAAGUACGUCAUGCUAUUAAUAAAGCUAUUCACUUAUUUGCCAAUUUUUAUUCAAAAGAUGAUUACAUUUAUUCUCAAGCAUGCGACGCUUUAUUUCAUAAUGAACGUAUGGAAAAUGAAUUAACAAUGAUGCUAAAGAUGUUUGAAGCUUAUAGACUUUUUAACAACGGAAAUCUUGAUGAGGCGAAACUCAUUUAUUGUGAGAUUUUCGAUUUAACUCUUAAUCAAGGAGUAAAAAGUGGUGCAUUGGUUCACAUGGCAGAUAUUGACUUUAUUAAAAUGAAAGAAAGUAGAGUUAUGUCUCAACAAAUACGAAAUAAUAAUUUUAAACAAUAUAAUCAGGCUAUAGAAAUUCAUGAUUCAGCUUCUGUACAAGUAAAAGUUGCCAUGGCUUGCUUUAUUGACGAUAACCAUGAACAAGCGAUCAUAUAUGCCGAAAAUUCUAUUCAGAAACUACCAGAAAACCCGAUUACUUUUUAUAAAAUGGAUAUUCCUAUACUACCUGUUGUGCUUCAAAUGGCGCUAAUGGAUAGAGAUGAGAUAAAAGAUAUUCCUAUUGAAUUUCUAGCAAAAUACAUCAUAAUUAACAGUAUGAUCUCUUUAGGACAUAUUCAUAGUGGGAUGCAAAAAUUAAAAGAGUUUGCCAUCUUAUUAUCACCAAAUAGCGCAGCCAUCAGUUACCUCCUACUUGGAUUUUGUUACCUGAAGCAAGGAAAUUUGGUAAAUUCAUUACAAGCUUUUGAUUUUGUAAAUCAAAAGGAUCCCGAUCAUAAAGUAGGCCAAAUAGGUUUUGCGUUAACUCAGCUUCUCAUCAAAAUUUAUAAAAAUAUAGACGCUUCAGAUAUGAAUAUUUUUAAAGAAAUUCAAACAGUUAAUAUUAUUUUGUCAAGCUCUGAUUUAACAAAGCAACUUUUCGCACUUGUGAAAUCAGAUUCUCAAAUAGACAUAAAAUCUUUUGUCAGAACUAUUAAUU
Molecule: messenger RNA, 3541 nt
Organism: Dentiscutata erythropus
Lineage: Eukaryota; Fungi; Glomeromycota; Glomeromycetes; Diversisporales; Gigasporaceae
Source: the annotation of a GenBank genome assembly